Gambusia affinis (western mosquitofish) is the source of this 1703-nucleotide messenger RNA. RefSeq names its product Yip1 domain family, member 1 (gene yipf1). Gene Ontology annotation, biological process: vesicle-mediated transport. Gene Ontology annotation, molecular function: small GTPase binding. NCBI's taxonomy places the organism in Eukaryota, Metazoa, Chordata, Actinopteri, Cyprinodontiformes, Poeciliidae. The transcript has 10 exons. The record is from RefSeq and is a predicted model, not a curated record. Gene Ontology annotation, cellular component: Golgi apparatus; membrane. The coding region runs from base 238 to 1149 and encodes 303 amino acids.
UUGCUAAUAACGACAUAAUUUUUACGAAUUUUUCACAGAAUUUGGUAAGCAUGGGUUUAAGAAAGUCGACACCUUUAUGCUGUAUUUCACAUUUACAACAGUAAUAGGAGUUCAUUUUUAUUUUUCUUUACUGACAUAUUGAAGUUUACCAGUCGAAGUUGGUUCCUAAUUUUUAGGAAUAAUUUGUUGCCUCUUUGCCAGCAUUCUCAAAGAACAAACAUUUCUGCUGAAAAGGGAAUGGCGUCGAAAAAUGAUCCAUUCCAAUUUCAAGAAUUUGAUGAAGCUGGGAGUCUUCUGGAAUCUAACAGAGAUGCAGUCACCAUUAGCAUUGAGGAUGAGGAUUUAAAAUCCAAGAGGCAAAGAAGUGCUGCUGGUUUUGCUCAAGAUGUUGGUGAUGAAGAACCACUCAUCAAUGAGGACAGAGAAGAGCUUCUGUCUGGGCAAAAGAAAAAUGCUCCUUUCUGGACAUUUGAAUACUACCAGAAAUUCUUUGACAUUGAAACCCAUCAUGUAAAGGAGAGGAUCCUUGGCUCACUGGUGCCGUGGCCUGGAAAAAACUUCAUUCAAGUUCACCUUCGUAAAAACCCAGAUCUUUAUGGACCAUUCUGGAUUUGUACCACUCUUGUGUUUGUCAUUGCCAUCAGUGGAAACCUAUCUACUUUCUUGCGAUGCCUUGGCAGUUCAAACUAUAAAUAUACCGCAGAGUUUGGAAAAGUGAGCAUAGCUGCCACAGCCAUUUUCAGCUAUGCAUGGCUUGUGCCUCUUGGACUCUGGGGUUUGCUGCUGUGGAGGAGCAAUAAAAUCUUGAACCUGGUGUCAUACUCGUUUAUGGAGAUUGUCUGUGUCUAUGGAUAUUCGCUGGCAGUUUACAUUCCAGCUGUGGUUCUGUGGAUUCCACACGUUGAGUGGCUCAGGUGGCUCUCCAUUGUGGUGGCUCUCUGCCUGUCCAGCUCAGUACUGGUGAUGACUUUCUGGCCUGCACUCAGAGACGACCACCCCAAAGUCAUCAUAGCAACCGUAGUAGGCAUUGUGCUGCUGAACGGGCUGCUGGCUGUAGGCUGUAAGAUGUACUUCUUCAGCGAACCAAAGCUUGGACCAGAAAAUGUCAGUCCCUCUGCAAUAAAGACCACCAAUAGAACAUCAUCAUGAAGUACCUGCAUUCAUUGGGGGAAGGUUCUCCAGUUGCAUAUUAGAGAGACUCAAGUUCCUGCGUUGAUGAAGUCAUGGGUGUACUGGAUUUCACCGGCACCUCGGCCCUUCCGGAUUAAGGCCUUAAAGGCCGACUUGUAACUUCGGUGCAACGUCAUGACCUCUGAAAAUGAAAACUGUUCUUCAGUAUGUUACUUCUAAUGGGAUGGCUUCUAAACUUACUUAAGUUAAUUGGGGUGUAGUAUUACACAGCACACACAAUGUUAUUGUGGUGGUGGUGUUGUUUCCAGCUUUAUAGCUCUAAUGUUAAAAUGUAAAAGAAAAAAGUGGUUGGUGAUUGCAGGAUCAGUGAUAUUUCAUUGAUCUAUUUCUUUUUAUAAUUUUUAUAGUUGUUUCAUACAUACCCGCUGAAGGUAAAGGUGUUGUACUUUCUUAAUAUCAAGUGCCCUUAACUAUUGCCAAAGCCUGGCAAGAUGUCAAAGUAAUGUUUGUAAAUAUUCUAUAAAUAAUUUGUUGUCAUUAUGGCUAAUUAUAGUAAAAUCUAUUAAAAUCCA